This is a messenger RNA of Gavia stellata (red-throated loon), 1886 nucleotides long. RefSeq names its product F-box and leucine rich repeat protein 18 (gene FBXL18). Bases 16 to 1869 code for a protein of 617 amino acids. The transcript has 3 exons. The record is from RefSeq and is a predicted model, not a curated record. NCBI's taxonomy places the organism in Eukaryota, Metazoa, Chordata, Aves, Gaviiformes, Gaviidae. Gene Ontology annotation, biological process: SCF-dependent proteasomal ubiquitin-dependent protein catabolic process.
AUUUACCAGCUGAACAUGGCUGGGUGCUACUGGUUGCCCAGCUCCACUAUUGAUCACGUAACACGAUGCAAGAACCUGGUAAAACUGAACUUGUCUGGGUGCCACGUCACCUCUCUCCGUCUCUCAAAGAUGCUGUCCACGCUCCAGCACCUGCGCUCCCUGGCGAUAGAUGUAAACCCGGGUUUCGAUGCCAGUCAGCUAAGCAGUGAGUGUAAAGCCACUCUUAGCCGUGUCUCGGAAUUGAAGCAAACCCUUUACACGCCAUCGUAUGGUGUUGUUCCAUGCUGCACUAGCCUUGAGAAACUGCUGCUUUAUUUUGAGAUCCUUGAUCGCUCGCGAGAAGGUUUUAUGCUCUCUGGGCAGCUAAUGGUAGGUGAGAGCAAUGUGCCCCAUUACCAGAACCUCCGCGUCUUCUAUGCCAGGCUGGCUCCUGGCUAUGUUAAUCAGGAGGUGGUGAGGCUGUACUUGGCGGUGCUAAGUGAUCGGACACCUGAGAACCUUCACGCCUUCCUUAUUUCUGCCCCCGGUAGCUUUGCGGAGACGGGAGCCACUAAAAACCUCCUGGACUCCAUGGCUCGAAAUGUACGUCUGGAUGCUUUACAAUUGCCCAAAGCCUGGAUUAAUGGCUCUGGGCUCCUGCAACACUUGAAGUUCAACAACCCUUUCUACUUCAGCUUUAGCCGAUGCACCUUAUCUGGUGGCCACCUGAUCCAGAGGGUUAUUAAUGGUGGGAGGGAUCUUAAAAGCUUGACCAGUUUGAAUCUCAGUGGCUGCGUUCACUGUCUGGCUCCGGAGUCCUUGUUUCGAAAAGCAGAAGAUGACAUUGACAGUAGCAUUCUGGAAAGCCUGGUAGUGUCUUGCUGCAACCUGAGACACCUCAACCUCUCUGCAGCUCACCAUCACAGCUCAGAAAGCGUAGGGAAUCACUUGUGCCAGCUUCUGUCCAGGCUAAAGCACCUGCUCUCAUUAGCACUACCAGUUUGCUCCAUCACAGAUGUUGCUGCAAAUGUGGAAAAACCUCCCAUGGCAUCUAAUUUGGUGCCCCAAACAUUUGGAAGGAAAGUGCGGAUUGGGAUACAGACAUAUCCGAGGAACUUGGCAGACCAGGCAAAUCGGAAGAUAGAGUCUUCGGUAUUCUGGGCUCUGAUGGGAAGCCUCCGAUUUUUGGAAACAUUGGAAAUAAUUGGGUCCAGUUUUUCCUCCGCCAUGCCCCGCAACGAGCCAGCAAUUCGGAACUCGUUGCCUCCUUGUGUCCGGGCACAAAGCGUGGGGGAUUCAGAGGUGGCUGCCAUUAGCCAAUUGACUUACUUGCAGAGCCUCACCUUAGCGCAACUGCCAAAUAUUCUUACUGGCUCUGGGCUUAUUAACAUUGGAUUGCAGUGCCAGCAUUUGCAGACUCUUUCGUUGGCCAACCUGGGCAUGAUGGGGAAAGUGGUCUAUAUGUCUGCUCUCAUGGACAUGCUGAAACACUGCAAGUGUUUGAGAGAUCUCAGGCUGGAACAGCCGUACUUCUGUGCGGGCGCCCAGUUCUUCCAGGCACUGAGUCAUUGCUCCUCUCUCCAGCGGCUUUGCAUCGUCUCCCGGAGUGGGACUCUGCAGUCUGACGCAGUGAUGUCAUUCAUGGCCAACUGCCUUGAGGUCAUCAUGUGCCACAUGUUUAUGGGAGAAUCUCUUACCGUUUGCAAAAAUCUCCAGCAAUCUAUUGUCCGGAGUUUCCAGGCGGACCGCCCUGCAUUAAAUGUCAUCAUUUUCCCUCUGCUUCAUGAGGACUUGACAGAGGUCAUCAGAGAUGUCCCCAUGCGGCACUUGGAUGAAAUUACCUUGUUUAAAAGCAGAGUGGCCGAGGAACCUCCUAACUUGUGGUGGUGACUGUCACAGCAUGGAAA